Messenger RNA from Penaeus vannamei (Pacific white shrimp), 1206 nucleotides. NCBI's taxonomy places the organism in Eukaryota, Metazoa, Arthropoda, Malacostraca, Decapoda, Penaeidae. The record is from RefSeq and is a predicted model, not a curated record.
ACGGAGCACAAGAGGUGCAACACCAUACCUCGCCAUGCACAUCAACUCCGAAAGACUUGAACACGUCCUGUCUUUGGGCCUCGUGUGCGCAGCGGCCGCCUUCGUCCUCAACCACUUUGGCUUCCCGUGGACCCACACCUUCUUCGGUCUUCUGUUUCCUUUGGUCUUGAUUUAUUUGAGGACGGCGCGAGCCAAGGUUUCCACGGAGGCAAAGGCCGUGCUGGUGAUCGGCUGCGACACAGGGGUUGGACACACGCUCGCCUUACACCUCGACCAGCUGGGUUUUCGAGUGUUCGCCUGUUGCGCCCAUGCCGAGGAACUGGGUGCGGGCGCGCAAGCUCUCCGGCGAAAAGGUUCUCAGCGUCUCCACGUGUUGCAGCUCGACUUCAAUAAUGACUUGCAGAUCUUUGAGGUUUUCGUGAGAGUCACCCGAUUGCUUGCUCGAGAAGAGAAGUUGUGGGCGCUAGUCAACUGCGAGGGCUUAUGCUGGACCCACGACGCCUUGCAAUCCCUCGACUUCUCUCUGUGCAAAAGAAUGUGCGAUGUCAUUCUCUUCCGAACGGCCACCACAGUCAGAAUGUUCCUUCCGCUGGUGAUGCACGCCAAAGGUCGAAUCGUAACCUUUUGCAGCAUCCGGCACGAGUUCUCCUCACGGCGCGAAGUUCAUGUUUACCUGAUCUCCAAACACGCUUUUGAUGAGUUUGAUAAGUGUCUGCGGACACAGUUGAAAUAUCGUGGCGUACAUGUGUGCCGCAUUGAGCUGCUCUCGUCUAACACGACUGAAUCUCGCGUUAACCACUGGGCGCCCGCUGGGAUAAGAGCUAAUACACAUCCAAGGUGCAUGUUUGACCAAGUAGUUCGCAAUAGAGGGGAGGACUACAGCGAAGUGGUAAAAGCUCUUACUGAAGCUUUAACUGAUGUAAUUCCCCUUACUAAAUAUACUUCUUCGAUACCUUGUUAAACCAGGAAAUGAGGACUAUAGUGGUAAUACGUGGGUGGAUGUGUGAGCGUGUGUGUGUAGUUUCCUCUGUAGAUCCUGAUAAACAUUCACGUAUUUUUCACCUAAUUUGUUGAGAAUACCAUCGAUAUUUAUAUAGACGGACUGCUGACAUUGUGUGCCAUCCAAAUCGAGACGUAUUUUCUCAAGCAGAAUCUUGUACUAUAUUGUAAGCUAUAAGAACUUUGUGAAAUAAAGUUCAUGUUAUU